Macrosiphum euphorbiae (potato aphid) is the source of this 3483-nucleotide messenger RNA. The record is from the annotation of a GenBank genome assembly. NCBI's taxonomy places the organism in Eukaryota, Metazoa, Arthropoda, Insecta, Hemiptera, Aphididae.
AUGGAAAAUAAUCCUUGCGGCUUGGCUUUGCUGCGAAUAGUAUCUAGAGGAAACGCUAUCAUUGCUGAAAUAUUGCGGCUUAAAGAUUACAUCCCUCCAGCUUAUAGAUUAAACAGCAAGCAAGAUUUACAAAAAUAUGGUCAAAUAAUAUUAGAUUUUUCAUAUUUUAAUAAUUCAAUUGAAGUUGAAAAAAAAAUUGAAUCAAAUCCAGUCUUAAAGGAUUUAAAUGAAGAAUUGAAAGAAAAUAAUUUGGAAACCAUUAACCAGUUCUAUUUUUUAUUUGAAAAUGUAUAUAAAUACAUACGCGAUUUAAAUGAAUAUCUUGAUGAAGUUGAGGAAGGGUCAUAUAUUCAACAUACUAUUGAAACCAUGUUCCUUACAAUUGAAGGAAAACAACUAUUGUGUGAAUCGUUGUAUUUAUAUGGUGUUAUUUUAUUAUUUAUUGACAUUUACAUUGAAGGAAUUAUUAGAGAGCGAUUGUUGGUAGCUUACCAUCGUUACAAUGCACAAGACUAUAAUAGUGAAAAUCCAAUUGAUGAUAUUUGUAAAUUAUUACGUUGUACAAAACAGAACUCAGUUAAAUCUAUAUCAUCGUACCCAGAAAAUUAUUUCAAAAGAGUACCAGUUAAUAAAAAUUUAAUAAAUUUGUCUAUUGGAAGACUAAGAUCAGAUGAUAUAUACAAUCAAAUAUCAUCAUAUCCAAAUCCAGAUCAUAGAAGUAUUGCACUAGCUGGUCAAGCUGCAAUGUUGUUUGUUUGUUUAUUUUUCAAACCUAAAACAUUACAUGAAGAAUUUGCUAUUAUGAGAGAAAUAGUUGAUAAAUUUUUUCCAGAUAAUUGGGUUGUUAAUGUUUACAUGGGUGUAACAAUAAAUAUAAUUGAUUCAUGGGAAUCUUUUAAAGCAGCUAAAACAGCUGUAAAUAAUACAAUUCAAACAGCAGAAAUAAGUCGUUUGGCAAGUUCUCGUUCUGUGAAUCUGCAGAAAAUAAUAAUUGAGAUAAAAAAAAUACUCGGAAAUCCUAAUAUUGAAAAAAAAAUAUUGGAUAAUAUUAACUCUGUUAUGAAUCUUUGUCGGAGUUGUAAUGUUCUGCUAAGAUGGUAUUUAUUACAUACAUCAACGAAUCAUCUUCUUUCAGAAAAUACCAAAAAAAGUAAACAAAUCUGUGAUCAAAUUUAUAAUCAGAGCUUGUAUAAUGAUGGUCUAAUUUUUGAUUUAUUAAUAACUACUGCAGACUUUGAAUUAAAAAUAAAAGACACAUUUAAAAGUUUGUUGGAUGAAAAAGAAGUUAGAUGGCUUAAACGGAAAGAUGACUGUGUUGAACGUAUGAAUGAAUUAUCAGAAAUCUUUUCGGGUUUAACAACUAUGUCACGUGUAAAAAAAAAUGAAAAUUUACAGAUUUGGUUUAUUAAUAUUGGGAAACAGAUUGAAAAAAUUUCUAUGGAAGAUGAACUUGUAACUAGUAGAAAAAUCACCCAAAUAAUCAAAGCUUUAGACGAGGUCCAAGAAUUUCAUCAACUUGCUAAUAAUUAUCAAGUGAGUCAGACUAUUAAAGAUACACAUACUUAUCUUCGUGAAAUGAUGAAAACGAUAAGUGUCAAAGAUAAUGUCCUAAUAGAUCUUCAAAUCAUCGGAGAUUUUAGUUAUGCUUGGUAUCAUAUUGAUAGAUUCACUGGUCUGAUGCAAAAUACAAUAAAAGAAGAACCUUCAUUUGUGAUCAAACUUCGAGCAACAUUUUUAAAGCUGGUGUCAUGUAUGGAAGUACCUCUUAUACGGAUUAAUCAGUCUGGUAGUGAAAACUUAAUGUCAGUUAGUAAAUAUUAUUCACAUGAGUUAAUAGAAUACAUACGUAAAGUACUUCAUAUAAUUCCUGAGACCAUGUUCAAAUACAUGACUAAAAUAGCUACUUUACAAACAGAUAUUAUUAAAGAAAUACCCACUAGAUUAGAAAAGGAUAAACUUAAUGAUUAUGCACAACUUGAUGAAAGACUUGAGGUAGCCAAGCUGACUAAUGCUGUGUCUGUGCUAACAGAAGGUGUAUUAUGUAUGAAAAGCACCCUAGUUGGUGUUGUGGAAAUUGAUCCCAAACAACUUCUCGAAGAUGGAAUUCGAAAAGAGUUAGUUCAACACAUAGCAGUUGCACUCCACAAUGGUCUUAUAUUCAACCCUAAAGCUAAGACUAGUGAGUUAUUACCUAAACUUGAUGCUCUUAGUAACACUAUGGCUGGUUACCGUCGUUCAUUUGAGUAUAUACAAGAUUACAUUGGUAUAUAUGGCUUAAAGAUAUGGCAAGAAGAAUUAAGUAGAAUCAUUGGCUAUAAUGUUGAAAUGGAAUGUAAUAGCUUUAUGCGUGCAAAAAUAUUAGAUUGGCAAAGUGUUUACCAGAGUAAAGUUAUACCUGUUCCGUCAUUUGAGCCGUGUGAUGGUCAAUCUAUGACAUUUAUUGGCCGACUUGCUAGAGAACUGAUUCGCAUUACUGAUCCAAAGGUUGCUGUUUAUAAAGAGCAAACUACAGCAUGGUAUGAUUAUAAGACAAAUGAGGAGAUUAUUAAUAUAAGAUUUUAUUCAAAUAUAAUUAACUCAAUAAACGUUUGUGGACUUACUGGCUUAGAUAAACUCAUUGGAUUUAUGAUAGUUUCUGAACUUAAGAAGCUAUUGGAUUAUUUACAAACAAACAUAAUUAAAGAUAGAGAGUGGUUACAAAUUCUUGGUACAAUAACAAAAGAAUUGAUUUCAAAUGGCAGUAUUAUAAGUAAUCCAGUUAAGACAUAUCAAAAACACUGCUCAAAAUUUCAAAAAAUACUACCUACUAUUUUGGAUUCUAUCAUGAGAAUUGGACAGCUUCAGAUUAUACGCAAGCAAAUAUUUUUUGAACUUGAAGUUUCGUGUAAAUUAAAUGCUAGAAAUUUAUUUGAUUGCUUAGAAGCAAUGAACAAAGCUGUAUUAAAUGAAGUAAAAGCACAUUUUAGAGACCCAGAAAAUAAACCAUACCCAGCUGAUGACAACCCACUAUUACCAGAACUGAGUAAAAUGUUGGAUUGGGCAGGAAUUGGAAAUCCAUACUUAAAAAUGUAUAUAACUACAAACACUACUCAAUACAUAUCUUUAAUUGCAUUUUUAUUCACUAUUUCACAAUUCUCAAAACUACAAUAUACAGAAAAUUUAGCUCUAUUGAUGUGGAAAAAAAUUGGAGAUCCUGUUGAUGGUGCUCCAUUGUAUAUAGGUGUGCAGACAUUCUUAAAACAAUUUCAUCCAGACAUAACUACACAAUAUUUAGAGUAUUUAGCUCAAUACAUCAAAUCAAUUAUUAACCACUGUACCAAAUCAAUUGAAAAACUUGAAAUACCUAAUGAAUAUUAUGUCACUCAAUUUUAUGUGGAAAGGUUUAUUUUCGUCGGGGAAUUAAAUCAGCAAAUAUUUUUAGAAAUGGUACCACACUUUUUAACUGAUACACUUGAACAUUUGAAGAAUCUAUCAAUAAAGUAA